GUGGCCAGUGCGCCGGUCGCGGUCGCUCAGUGCAGUGAAGUAACAUAAAACUUUGUUAUUUUACGUAGAAAUGUGUUGUCGUGAUUAGUGAGUGAUUGAAUUUUAAUUGUAGGACAAUAUGACCAGUGAGAAAAUAAUGAAAGAACGUUGGGAGCAGCUGGGUCUGCCACCGAUGGAGUUAGCAGAAUCCUCAGAAAAUAGUCGCGAUAAUAAUGGUUUUUACAGAUGUUUCCUCCCCACAUUACAAAAAGUAAUGGUUAUGUUGUUACUGACAAUAUUUGGGGUAGGAACUUAUGUCUUACUGAUAAAAAUAUCCGAGAGCUAUGAUAAUGGAAGAAAUACCGAGAUUAUUAUAGUCACAGGGAAUAGUGAACUCCCAAACGUAACAGUUCACAACAUGGAAAUAUUUCUACAAUUAAAAAAUGAAACAUCAGACAAGAAACUGAAAUCAGAACCAAAACGCAUAAGAAAAAAACGAAGCGCAAUCACUCCAAGCGACUCAUCGUUACUCAUGGUCGAUCCCAUCGAAAAUUUAAAUGAUGAACAAAUACAAAAGGCAAGAGAAAUAAUAUUAAAACAUGACCUUUUAUGUAACAAUGACAACCAUCAAGAAAUAUGUAAAAACUUCGUCUCCAAAUUGAAAGCAAUCGUACACAGUGAUGAUAAAACCAAAACAAAAGAAGAUCUAUCUAGAAUUAAUUUGAAAUUAAAUCAAAACGAUGAAAAUGCUAACGACAGUAAAAUGAAAAAUGAAGAAGUUGCUCCAACAGAUCUCACUAAACGACAAGCAUUGCCUACCAUGAAUAUCGAUAACAUUAUCGAAGCUGUUCCUUCAAUACCAGUUGAAGGCAGAGGCGCGGCUCCAUUCACUAAUGCUAACACUAUGUCGCAGUCACAUUCAGAUCCACCACAGAAUAUUUUAUUAGCUCGACUUCUAAAACAAAACUGCCCUCACACAAAAGGGAUUUAUGAGCCAACAUCUGACUACUUAGGAACACAUUAUGACCAUCCAUUAAUGCAUCAUACUAGGUUUUUAUCCCCGCCCAUGCACACCCCUUAUCUUCAUGAACGGGAUAUAGACAUGCAUAGACAAAAGAUACAUCCUCAAGAUAUUGAUAUCAUCUUGAGCAUGUUGGAAUCAAAAUCAGAAGCGGCAGCAACGAAACGUACCUCUAAUUCAUCUCGAGAAACAUCAUGUCCGUCGGGCACAAUAUCUUGCGCGAGUGGAGACGCUUGUAUUGACGAAAAGCAGUGGUGUGAUGGCAACGUCGACUGCAUUGAUGUCAGCGAUGAAGCUUCUUGCACCUGCAAAGAGAGAGUCGAUAAGUCACGACUUUGUGACGGAUAUUUCGAUUGUCCUUUCGGAGAAGACGAAAUGGGUUGCUUUGGUUGCAGUGAAGAUAAGUUUAGCUGUGAGGAUUUAGACAUGAGCUCCCGAAGUACUUGCUUUAGCAAAGAACAGCGAUGCAAUAAUUUCGUUGAUUGUCCCAACCACAAAGAUGAGGUCGAAUGUAACAUGCUAGCUCCCAGUCUUCUUAAAAAGCCUUUAUUUGCCAUUUCGAACACUGAAGGAUUUUUACACAGAAAUUUCAAAGGAAACUGGUAUGCAGUUUGCGAAAAUCCUUACAUGUGGGCUCAUGACGCUUGCCGGAGGGAAACCGGCCUGAUUAUAAGGCCACCGAUCAUACAAGUAGUUCCCAUAGACCCCAUGAUAAAGAUAGACUACCUGAACACUGGUCCCGGCGGUUUGAUGCAAACAAGCGACACAUGUAUGAACUCAUCAGCAGUGUACGUGCAUUGUCCCGACAUGCUAUGUGGAACCCGAGUGCAGUCUACGUCACAGCUACUUAGAGAGAACGCUGCGAUCGAAAAUCAUCUGUUCGGAAGAAACAAAAGAUAUCUGUUACCGAGCCAUCCUUACUCUUUGAUGUUUUACGGCAACCGCAUGAAAAGGAAUAUAGACAGGACCGGUUCUAAGAUGAAUUACGGAAUUAAAUUCGAUACAUUCAAGAGAGACGGCUUUGGAACAAUGAGGAACAAAAGGACAGAGAGUAGGGUAGUGGGGGGAAAGCCCAGUCAGCCUGCAGCCUGGCCUUGGAUGGUAGCUCUGUAUAGAAAUGGCAUGUUCCAUUGUGGAGGAGUCGUUAUAACACAUAGUUGGGUGGUGUCCGCUGCUCAUUGUGUUCACAAAUUCUGGGAUCAUUACUACGAGGUGCAAGUAGGAAUGCUGCGUCGUUUUUCAUUCUCGCCACAAGAACAAAGUCACAAAGUGACCCACGUCAUAGUCAAUCAACAUUACAGUCAGACUGACAUGAAAAACGAUCUUUCUCUAUUGAGAGUCGAACCCGCUAUUCAAUAUAGUCGUUGGGUGCGACCGAUAUGCUUGCCCAGUCCCGAUACGGCGGGCCCUGAUUGGCUAUGGGGCCCAUCUCCGGGUACUGUGUGUACCGCUGUCGGUUGGGGAGCUACGACCGAAAAAGGACCCGAUCCCGACCACAUGAGAGAAGUAGAAGUACCUAUUUGGGCCAAAUGUAAGCACAGUGAAGAUCAAGCUGGCAAAGAGAUUUGUGCUGGUUUUGCUGAAGGUGGCAAGGAUGCGUGCCAGGGCGACAGUGGAGGGCCUCUUUUAUGCAGAAAUCCUUUGAAUUCCCAACAAUGGUACAUGGCAGGGAUCGUAAGCCAUGGUGACGGGUGCGCUCGGAAAGAUGAGCCGGGCGUUUACACUCGAGUCAGUCUCUUCGUGAAAUGGAUUAGAUAUCAUAUUUCAUCCAAGAAUUUGCCCGUUGUCCAACCAAUACAAGAAUGCCCCGGUUUCAAAUGCGAAACAGGAAUAUCUAAAUGUCUUCCGAAUAAACGAAAAUGUGAUAAAAUCGUAGAUUGUUUGAACGGAGAAGAUGAAACUAAGUGUGAAUUUACUAGAACAGUGUCUACACUCGCCGAUGAAAUAUUUAAUUUAAAUGCAGGUAGUACAUUAGGUUUAUUAGAAACAAAAGAGGCGCAAUCUGAACCCAUGAAAACUGCAGAAAGUAAUUUAUCUAAAAGUAUUGAAAAUAUAGAAGAAAUAACAGCCGCAACGACGCAGUUGAAUGAGGAUACCACAACACCUUCAAUUACAGAAGAAGAAAUUACUACUUCAACCGAAAGUUCAACAACUCCUAAAAUCAUUACAUCUGAACGCAAAAGCGACAGUUUUGAAUCAACUACAGCCAAUGACUCUAAUAAACAGGAACUUAAAUCUAAAAAUGAUAACGGAAUCAAUGAACAUAAAAAAGAACACCUGACACCUACUACACCUGACUUCGAACAUGCAUCGACUCUCGAAAUCUUAAAUGAAGCAAGCUCAGAAAACAUUCGAUCUUCACAAGAAACAGGCACAGCUGACCCUUUUAGUUCAAUAAGUACAGAUCCUACCGAUUCAAGUCGAGGAGAUAUGGAAAUGAUUACAAUGGAUAUAUCCAGAGAAUUGCUAGAAUCUGGAUCCUCAGUACUGCAACAUGUUGUAGCAACUACUACACAAAAAACAUUUUCUGAAGAAGAUACCACACGUAAUGAUUUCUUAGAACAUAACUCCGAUAGUAAUGAUUUGAAUGAAAAAAUAAUUGAAACAUCGACCUCUGUUCUUGAAAAAAAUGAUAUUGAAAAAGAAGAAAUUACUACUCCCUUUAGUCUUUUGGAAAGCACGGAAGAAAAUCACCAAAAGAACAAAGAUGAAAACCUACCUGCGAACUCCAAUUCCACAGAAAACGACCAGGAUACUUCAGACACAAAACUAAUAGAUAUAGUUAAUAAUGAAACAACCAAUGAAUUUGAAGAUAACACUACAGUAACAAAAUCACCUGAAGAUAAAUCAGAUGUUAAAAUGAGUGGAGAAAUACUCGCUACAAAUCCCACUUCAACAGAAGCUGCUCAGCAACCUACUGAAACAAAUGUUAUGGAUGACGUAAAGAAUGAAACUAGCAAUGAACUUCAAGUUGAUCCACCGGUAACGAAGCUACCUGAAUUUGAAAAUAAAACAGACGUUAAGACGAGUGAAGAAACGCUUGCCAUAAAUCUACUUCCAAACUCUACUUUAGAAGAGGACCAGGAAGCUAGUGAAACAAUGGAUGAUAUAAAAGAAAUCACUUCAACUGAACUGCAAGAAAAACCAGUUAAGAAACUACCUGAAGAAUCAGCAGUUAAGAAACUAGACUUUGAAGAUAGUUCAGAUAUACUUAAUGUUAUAGAAGACGUUGGUACUUCUGAGAUUGAACCAGCUAAAUUAAGAAGGAAACAUCGUGUUCCUAGCGAGUUUGAAUGUCGACGUAUUGAACAAAGAAUACCUUACUAUCAGCGAUGUGACCGUAAGGCGGAUUGUGAAGACGGCACUGAUGAGCUUGACUGUACAUGCACUGACUUCAUAUCUACAUUUGAUGAGACACUCAUAUGCAACGGAGUUAUUGACUGUGCAGAUGGACAGGAUGAAUCUGAUUGCUUCAGCUGCCCAGAAAAUCAUUUCUUGUGUAAACGCAGUCGAUUAUGCUUGCCAGAAAAACAUGUUUGCGAUGGAAAAGCUGAGUGCCCAGAAGGGGAAGACGAACUUAAUUGCUUUGCCUUAUCUGACAGCGUGGCUAUGGAAUUUGAUUUAGACGGCAAACCGCUAGUGAAUUUAGAAGGCUUCCUUACGAAGAAACAUUUGAACGACUGGCAUGUUGAGUGUGUCGACAACCUAUCGCUUGAACAGCAAGAGCAGGCUGCUACACAUAUUUGCCGUUAUUUAGGAUUUAGCUCUGCAAAUACGUACAACGUGAAAUACAUAAACCUCAAAGAAGAUGAAAUCUUGGAACGCAGUUUAGACAACAAAAGGACUCGACGAGAUACCAUGGCGCGAGUUCCAGUACACUUCGCCUACAGGCAGGAAAGUGUUGAAAACGACACUUCCCGACAUAUCAUUAUAAAAGAGCCUCAAGUCAUAAAAGAACAAUGUGUACCGAACAUUACAAAAACUUGCAAAUCUUUAUACAUCUCCUGUGAUAAUUCACUUUUUACUCAGUUUGAUGAUUUCGAUAAUAUGUUGUUAAGAGAUUCGGAAUCUGUGAGUAAUCACGCUUGGCCGUGGAUUGCUAAAGUUUUUACUGAAGGCGAUUAUAAGUGCACUGGAGUUUUAGUCAAUCUAUCGUGGGUUUUAGUUAGUGAUUCAUGUCUUUGGGAUUCUACACUGUCUCAUCACUACAUAACAGUUGUACUAGGAUCGCAUACAACUUUAGGGGUUAUGAACGGCAUGCACGAACAAGUUUAUCAAGUAGAUGCCAAGAGAGAUGUGUAUCGUAGUAAGGCAUCGUUAUUACAUUUGAAGAAACCUGCACACUACUCGAAUUCUGUAAAGCCAAUGGUGGUUGCAUUUUCCUAUCCUUUAGAACAGAACGCAACGUGUGUAGCUGUCGGUCAAGAUGACAAGAAUACUACAAUAAGCGUGUUUCUAGAAGAAACUUAUGAAAACUGCCAUCCAAGCAACCGUUGCUUCAAACGAAAAUCUAGUGAAAGUCUUUGUCCGCUCGAUCGCUUACACCGCCACUGGGCCGGUAUAGUGAGCUGUCAUACCAACCAGGGCUGGUACCCAGCAGCCACAUUCGUUGAUGGCAGAAGUGAAUGUGGACUCGGAGAUCACAUUAACGCUACUAAUAUUGAAAACCUUAAAAGCGAAAUCAAGCAUCAUUAUCGCAAGAAGACACUACCAUCUCUAACAGAUAAGGAGCACAGCGAUAUCUGUGAAGGCAUACGCUGCGGUCGUGGCCGAUGCAUACCCUCACUGCAAGUGUGUGAUGGCGUGAGAGACUGCGAAGAUGGCAAUGACGAGUCUGAGGACGCUUGUAAAAUGAAACAUACGAUGUGUGAUAAAGACCCUUAUCAUAGAGGAUGUGAAUGCUCAGUAGGCCAAAUGAAAUGCCGCAACGGCAAGUGCAUAUCGAAGGAACUAUUCAAGGACGGGAACGAUGAUUGUGGAGACAGAACCGAUGAGCCAGGACAGACGACAUGCUCCAACUACCUGGCUAGAGUGAUGCCUUCGCGACUGUGUGAUGGUGUAUUGCACUGCCAUGAUAAAAGCGAUGAGGAUCCUGUGUUCUGCAAGUGCUUUGCUAAGAGGACUUUCAAAUGUGGUGCAAAAUCGGGCGGCGUUGAUCACUGCGUGGCUCCGGACACGGUGUGUGAUGGUGUUCGCGACUGUCCUAAUGGAGAAGAUGAACAGAACUGCAUUGGUCUCAAUGCUCCACGUGGAACACCAUAUGGAACAGGACAAGUAAUAGUCUGUUCCCACGGCGUAUGGCACUCCAAGUGCUACCCCACACAAAACCAUACCAAAUCAGAAUUAGAAGCCAUUUGCUCCGAAGUGGGUUUCAUCGGCGGUCACGCGAAACAAAUCAAACAAAUGGAAAAUUUCGUUCCCUACAAUAAUCUAGUAAUAGAUACUUUCAGCGAUAUUGUUCUAAACAAUAAUACUGUAUUGAAAAUGAGGAAUGCUCAAGAGCCCAUAGCUAAACCUGUCUUUGAUAAAGAACUGAAGAAUUGCUACCCAGUUUUCAUAGAAUGUCGCUGAUUAGAUGUUCGUAAUUAUUUAUUUUUAUUUAUUGAUAUUUAGUGUA
Molecule: messenger RNA, 6617 nt
Organism: Helicoverpa armigera (cotton bollworm)
Lineage: Eukaryota; Metazoa; Arthropoda; Insecta; Lepidoptera; Noctuidae
Gene: ndl
Product: serine protease nudel
Exons: 26
Coding region: 119-6571 (2150 amino acids)
Biological process (GO): proteolysis
Molecular function (GO): protein binding; serine-type endopeptidase activity
Source: RefSeq, a predicted model, not a curated record